Messenger RNA from Morone saxatilis (striped sea-bass), 814 nucleotides. It is a transcript of the gene fgf22, whose product is annotated as fibroblast growth factor 22. The record is from RefSeq and is a predicted model, not a curated record. Bases 1 to 669 code for a protein of 222 amino acids. NCBI's taxonomy places the organism in Eukaryota, Metazoa, Chordata, Actinopteri, Moronidae. Gene Ontology annotation, biological process: regulation of cell migration; positive regulation of protein phosphorylation; positive regulation of gene expression. Gene Ontology annotation, cellular component: cytoplasm. The transcript is spliced from 3 exons. Gene Ontology annotation, molecular function: growth factor activity; fibroblast growth factor receptor binding.
AUGUGCAGAUGGACGCCGUCCGUAGCUCAUCUCUGUCCUGAACCUGCCCUUGGCACCACUACUGCAGCCUCUGCUGGGCGACCUCUCCCCCUGCCCAGCGCAGCCUCCCUUUGCCUGGCAUGCUUCACCCUGCUCCUGGUCACCGCUGGCACUGCCACAGGGGCCUGUCCUCCCGGGGUUGGGCAUGAACCCCUUCAGGUGUUGGCGAGUGGCAUGAACUGUUCAUGGACGUUGGAAAGGCACACUCGCAGUUACAAUCACCUAGAGGGCGACGUCCGACUACGGCGACUUUACUCUGCCAACAAGUUCUUCCUCUGCAUUGACAAAACAGGCAAGGUGGACGGCACCCGGCGGAAAAACUACGCAGACAGCCUGAUGGAAAUCCGAUCUGUCAGUGUGGGAGUUGUUGCCAUCAAAUCUGUCAGCACCGGGCUGUACUUAGCUAUGUCCAAGAAAGGCACACUCUUUGGAUCGGUGAAGUACAACCCGAGCUGCAAGUUCAAGGAGCGCAUUGAGGAGAACGGCUACAACACGUACGCCUCCCUCCGCUGGAAGCACGGUGGCAGGCAGAUGUUUGUUUCGCUGAACGGGAGGGGGAAGCCCCGACGAGGUCACAAGGCUCGACGAAGGCAUCCGUCUACUCACUUCCUACCCAUGCUCCCCUCCUAGCUGCCCAAGUCUGAACUCUGACCAGCAACUGGCUGGCUCCCCCUGCCUCCUCACACUAGCGUUCUUCUAGUCGUGACGGCAAUCUUUAUUUUUAUUAUUCCAUCCUCCUGUCACAUAAAUGUACAUUUGUUGAGGUUUGUAACAU